UUAAAUAGGUGUACUGAAUUGACUGUGAUAGUUUAUGUAAAAAUGGUCUGAAGAACAGUUUACACAACGUUUCGAAUACCUCCAAUUCACACCUUGCGAUCGCGAUUCACAGAUUCAAGCCACUCCCACAGCAAUUCACUGCUAAAAGCGAUGACUGUUCUACAUCAGAUUCAGAACAAAUCAAGACACAACAGUGCGUAUUACAACUACAAGAAUGGAAAAUGUGUGCAGGAGUGAUGCAGAAGCACGAAGAAGGAAAAGUAAAGAUACUGAAGAGCAAGACCUGAUGGAAACUCAAGAACUGAACGAGGGAGAGAGGAAUCAUUUGACAACAGAACAAUCUCUCAGUUGCUCACAGGCUGAAAACAACAAAACAGUAGCCAAAAAAUCAUUCCCAUGCCCUCAGUGUGGCAAGAGCUUUACACAAAAAGGAAACCUUAGGAUUCACUUUAGGAUUCACACUGGAGAGAAGCCUUUCGAAUGUCAGCUGUGCGGCAAGAGUUUCACAGAUCCAAGAAAUCUCAGAGAUCACCGGCUCUCUCACUCUGGAGAAAGAGCGUUUUACUGCGAUCAGUGUGGCAAAGCAUUUAUGUUUGCAGCACACCUGAAGAGACACCUGAGAAUCCAUACAAAUGAUAAACCAUACUUGUGCUCCAUUUGUGGACAGAGUUAUUCGCGGAUUGACCAUUUUAAAGAGCACCAGAAAUUACAUGCCAAUGUGCGAGCACAUGUGUGCUCUGAGUGUGGGAGUUCCUUUAAUUUAGCCAGCCACUUGAAAGACCACCAAAAACUUCACACUGGAGAGAAACCUUACAAGUGUUCACACUGCGGAAAGAGUUUCUCGCAGUCAGGAUCUAUGAAAAAACAUGAGAGAAUUCAUACAGGAGUGAAGCCAUACAUUUGUCCUUCAUGUGGGAGAGCCUUCUGUCAGUCAAGUGCACUGCUGAAUCAUAAAAGAAAGCAUUGCCCAAAGUUGUCACAGUGAGAAAAAUAAAUAAUGCACAAAAAAAA
Onychostoma macrolepis is the source of this 1011-nucleotide messenger RNA. Its product is annotated as gastrula zinc finger protein XlCGF7.1. The transcript is spliced from 2 exons. Bases 215 to 985 code for a protein of 256 amino acids. The record is from RefSeq and is a predicted model, not a curated record. Gene Ontology annotation, cellular component: nucleus. Lineage: Eukaryota; Metazoa; Chordata; Actinopteri; Cypriniformes; Cyprinidae.